CGGGCCCCGUCUUCCGGCGGCCGCCCGAGUUUGUGGUGAUUGUUGCCGCCGCCGCCACCGCCCCGGCUGCCAUCUCCUCCUCCUCCCGGGCCGCCGCCUCCUCCUCUUCCUCCUCCUCCUGGGCCGGGCUGAUCCCCUCCCCGCUGCCGCCUCCUCCUGGGCUGGGCCCGCGGUGUCUCGUCCCCUCGCGGAGCCGCUCCUGCCGCCGCCGCCGCCGCCUCCUCAUUCAUCCUCGUGCACCAUAGGCGGCACAGGCACCAAGAUGUCCAACCGAGUGGUCUGCCGGGAAGCCAGUCACGCCGGGAGCUGGUACACAGCCUCAGGACCGCAACUGAAUGCACAGCUAGAAGGUUGGCUUUCACAAGUACAGUCCACAAAAAGACCUGCUAGAGCCAUUAUUGCACCCCAUGCAGGGUAUACGUACUGUGGGUCUUGUGCUGCUCAUGCUUACAAACAAGUGGAUCCAUCUAUUACCCGGAGAAUUUUCAUCCUUGGGCCUUCUCAUCAUGUGCCCCUUUCUCGAUGUGCACUUUCCAGUGUGGAUAUAUAUAGGACACCUCUGUAUGACCUUCGUAUUGACCAAAAGAUUUACGGAGAACUGUGGAAGACAGGAAUGUUUGAACGAAUGUCUCUGCAGACAGAUGAAGAUGAACACAGUAUUGAAAUGCAUUUGCCUUAUACAGCUAAAGCCAUGGAAAGCCAUAAGGAUGAGUUUACCAUUAUUCCUGUAUUGGUUGGAGCUCUGAGUGAGUCAAAAGAACAGGAAUUCGGAAAACUCUUCAGUAAAUAUCUAGCGGAUCCUAGUAAUCUCUUUGUGGUUUCUUCUGAUUUCUGCCAUUGGGGUCAAAGGUUCCGUUACAGUUACUAUGAUGAAUCCCAGGGGGAGAUUUAUAGAUCCAUUGAACAUCUAGAUAAAAUGGGUAUGAGUAUUAUAGAACAAUUAGACCCUGUAUCUUUUAGCAAUUACUUGAAGAAAUACCAUAAUACUAUAUGUGGAAGACAUCCCAUUGGGGUGUUAUUAAAUGCUAUCACAGAGCUGCAGAAGAAUGGAAUGAAUAUGAGCUUUUCCUUUUUGAAUUAUGCCCAGUCAAGCCAGUGUCGAAACUGGCAAGACAGUUCAGUGAGUUAUGCAGCUGGAGCACUCACGGUUCACUGAAGCUCUGAAUCCUCAGGGAUGCCACCUGCACAUACUCAUACUCUGUCCAGGGUCCCAGCCUAACCCUUACCAAGAUACUGGUCCUGGUUUGGGGGGAUUCUGAAACCUCAAACUAAUAGAACUUUCUUCUCUUCUUUUCUAGUAGGUGUAGUCCUUCCUUAAUUUCAACUCAUUAAAAAAAUGCUUUAUAGUUUAGAGCAGUGGAAGGAAGGCUGGCAUCAAAAUAUUUUGAUCAAAAAAAAAAAAAAGGCAAUGUAAAGGCACAGUUGUGGCAGUCAGUUUUUUGAAAGUAACUUGUAAAGCAUUUACCAUAUCCUAAAUUUGCACUCUUUGCAGACUUGUGCACAUAUACUCCGCUUUCAGAAUAGUUUUGCAAAUUGUACACAAACAAACAAAAAGGGUGGAAGCUUUUUAAUAAAGAAAUUGCAUUUAUAAAUGAUCUGUAUUAGAAUAUAAAAAUCUCCAGUUAUAGUCAAUUACUACCCGUGUUGUACAACAGAUACCUUCUAUUUUAGUUGCUAAUAA
Molecule: messenger RNA, 1681 nt
Organism: Eubalaena glacialis (North Atlantic right whale)
Lineage: Eukaryota; Metazoa; Chordata; Mammalia; Artiodactyla; Balaenidae
Gene: MEMO1
Product: mediator of cell motility 1
Exons: 9
Coding region: 263-1156 (297 amino acids)
Source: RefSeq, a predicted model, not a curated record